Molecule: messenger RNA, 784 nt
Organism: Perkinsus marinus ATCC 50983
Lineage: Eukaryota; Perkinsozoa; Perkinsida; Perkinsidae
Exons: 1
Source: RefSeq, a predicted model, not a curated record
AUGGCUAAGCUACGUACCACUAUAUCUAUAUCGCCUGAUGGUAUCAUUGUUCGAUUGGGAGAACGACCUACUCAAGUUUCUACAGUUGACGGUACUGAACCCCGUCUAUCACUGCGUGAUAUGGAUUGGUUACGUAAAGUUGCUGUUAUGCACAUCAGCCAUGUUGUCUCUCUAUCAUCUAUAUCGGUAUCUAGAGUCAAACCUUCCAUCUUUAUUAAGCCUAGUACUCUGGAGUUCUGCUACGACGGUAAAGAUGAUAACUAUGUUCUCUACGAUACCUUCAAUGAUGACAUUGAGAUCUAUCCCGAUCUUCCGUUAUCUAUCGGUUACGGCUCUACUAUGUGUUUUGAUACUAUCACUGACUCCUCUCUAGUCCCAGACUGUGAUCUACUUCCACCAUGGGAAGUUAUACCUAGGGAAUGGAUCAGUGAUAAGAUUGCUCCACUAGGUCGUGCAUCUACUGAAGUACCAUGGCGAAGUCAAGACCGCCCCGGUUUCAACUUCCACUACGCGGCUAAACGUGGUCUAGCCUCUAUAGCUCGUCUAGAUUCUAAACAGCAAUCUAUGUUUGAGGAUGCCCUUUCACAACUUGUCGAGAGGGGUUUCUGUUCGAUUGUCUGUGAUCUACGGUCAACUGGUUUGAAGAAGCCAACUAGAGCUAUGUGUCAAGCAGCUUGGUCUACUUUGGUCAAGGGUACUGUCAAUGAAGGCUCUCCUGUUCCUCUGGCGGAACAUUACACUCCUUCACAUUUAGUGUAUCGCCAUCUACAUCCUACUACACCGU